GAAGAUUGAAGCAAUUGUGUAGCAGCCGUGGAAGUGAGUUCCUUUGGUGAAGUGAUUCCAUCCCUUGGAGAGAGAUUCUCCUCCUAUCCUAAUCACAUGGUUGAUGGUUGCAAAAUCAGUGCGUGUUAGCUCGAGUCAACAUUCUGUAGCUCGAGCUAAAAUAGCCGACAGACAAAUUUUUUUGGAGACGAGCUGAUCAAAUUUGAACUGGUGAUUGAGCUUAACUUCGUGGCAUAAGAAAAAAAAAGGCUAAGGGAAGAAGGAGAAGAAACUUUUGGGAAAGGUACAAUGACUUGUUUCUAUGAGAAUAAUUCAAACUCCUUUCUUGAAGCAGAAGUGGCAAAAUUGAGACAUGAGUUGAAGCUACUAGUUGGAAAGAAAGAGGUAUGUGCUAUGUGUUCUAGCAGUAUGCAUACUAUUAAAGCGUGUCCACAUAAUCCCGUAUGGCAAGAGGUGACUGCAUCCCGAAUAUAUUCACAAAAUAGAGUUGGGUACUCUAACAUGUACAAUCUGGGUUGGAGAGAUCACCCAAAUUUUUCGUGGACACACCAGCUAGGACAGUCCUCAAUGAUUCCACAGUUUGAGCAACGAAUCGAGCCGAAGAAGCCUUGUCUUGAGGAUAUGUUUGCCCGAUUCAUACACGGUACUCAAGCUUCAAUUCAGAAAUUAUGUACACAAUUGGGACAGAUAGCUAAUGUGGUGAAUGAGAGGAGUCAAACCGAAGUUAAUCCAAGAGGUAUGGAGCAUGCAAAGGCAAUUAGAACUCUACGAAGCAGCAAGUCAUAUGGCAGAGAAGAUAAGGAUGUGAUUUUGGGGGAUGAGAGAGUUAAAGAUACAUCAGUUGUGCCUCCAUCAUCACAAGAGGAAACUGACCAAUUAAUUCCUCCUAGUGCACCACCGGUUGCCCCAUUGAAGGAGAGAGUUUACAUACCUCCUCUACCUUUUCCUCAACAAUUUCAGAAGCAAAAGAAAGACAGACACAUGCUGGAUAUCAUGGAAUUGUUCAAGAAAGUUCACAUCAACAUUCCUCUGUUGGAUGCAAUUAAACAAAUUCCAUCAUAUGCCAAGUUCCUCAAGGAUGUUUGCACUAAUAAAAGGAAGUUUGCGGAGCAUGAGAGGGUGAUGCUAAACGAAGAGCGCAGUGUUGUUCUACUUAAUAAAUUGCCACCAAAGUUGAAAGAUCCAGGGAGUUUUACAAUCCCUUGCGUUAUUGGCAAUUUAUGAUUUGAAAAAGUUUUGAUUGAUUUGGGUGCUAGUGUUAACUUAAUGCCUUUAUCUGUUUUUCAGCAACUAGGUGUUGGAGAGAUGCAACCAACGUCAAUAAGCUUACAACUCGCGGUUCGGUCCAUCAAAUUUGCACUUGGAAUUAUUGAAGACGUGUUGGUUAAAGUGGAUCAUUUUGUACUUCCGGCGGAUUUUAUUAUACUUGAUAUGGAAGAAUGCCGAGAAGUUCCCAUCAUCAUGGGUCGUCCAUUCUUGGCAACCGCUGGCACUAUUAUUGAUGUGAAGAAGGGUUUGUUAACAAUGAAUGUCCUAGGAGAGUUAGCGAAGUUUCGAGUAUUCGAGGACAUGAAGAGACAGGAGGAUAUGGAGGAGUGUAAUCAGCUGGACAUUAUUGAGAAGCCUGCACACACCAAUUUUAUUUCUCAAGUCAAUAAUGAUGAGAUAAAAACUAGCUUCGAGCAUCGAAAAUUGACUCAAGCUACCGUUGAUGAAGGAGUGGAUAUGGUAACUGUGUUAAACUCUGCUCAACCACUAAAAGGGAGGCAAAUUGCUGAACUUUUAGGGCCUCCAAGUCCACGAGCAGUACCAUCCAUACAACAAGCUCCUAAACUGCAACUUAAAUUGUUGCCCACUCAUGACAUGCCAAUUGGACCGAAAGAGUUCUCUCCGGGCCACAAAGUCCUUUUGAACAACUCUACGCUCAAGCUAUUUCCAUGGAAAUUACGUUCAAGAAGGCACGAUCCUUUUCAAGUUGCACAAUUCUACCCCAAUGAAGCUGUUGAUAGUCAAAACUUGGAGAGGGACAAAGAAUUUAAAGUUGACAUGCAUCGUCUAAAACCAUAUCUUGAAGUUGGCUAUGAUGCUGCCAAGUCCAUCACUUGAAUGAAUGCAUUGCUCUACGUCUUGCCUAGACGUUAAAUAAAGCGCUUCUUGGGAGGCAACUGAAGCUCUCUUUUUCAUUCUAUUUUUUUUCUUUACUUAGUGCUUAGAUAUAAAUCUUGAUAUUUCGAUUUUGUUUCCUGUAGGAUCUAUUGGACAGGGGUAAAAUUAGCUCGAGCUACGAAACUUUCACUUGAUGAUUCAUUGAGACAGCUGCAGAUUUAGCUCGAGCUAAACAUUUUUUCUUGGAGGACUUGAAUGGGAAGCUUGUCCAAAGACCGUCAAUAUCAGGUUGUAUCUUUUCCUUCCCUUCUUAUUGUGUGAUUGUGAUUUUGUUGUGAUCAAUUGCAUUGAGGACAAUGCACAAUUUAAGUGUGGGGGUGGGAUACAUCAUGAAAAUUUUCGAAAAACAAGAGAAACAAAAUAAAUUAUUGUCAUGUGUCAUCUCUUUUGCAAGUACAUGUGAAGUAAUUUUGUUUUUCUAUCACACAGAUGAAUUCAAGUUAAGAACACGCAUUCUUAUCUAGGUUUCUUUAAACUGAGUUUUGUUUCAUCUACUCUUUUUAGUUAACAAUUAUACUUGCACAUUAUACAUGUUUGUGGGAUAUGCCAUUUGAGAUUAAUCAUGAAUGUUACUGGUGUUUUAAGAGGAGUUGGAAUUUGUUGAGUUAGAUAACUGGGCAUGAAAAAAAAAAAAAA
Messenger RNA from Tripterygium wilfordii, 2802 nucleotides. RefSeq lists its product as uncharacterized. The transcript is spliced from 2 exons. Bases 289 to 1224 code for a protein of 311 amino acids. Lineage: Eukaryota; Viridiplantae; Streptophyta; Magnoliopsida; Celastrales; Celastraceae. The record is from RefSeq and is a predicted model, not a curated record.